Molecule: messenger RNA, 327 nt
Organism: Penicillium manginii
Lineage: Eukaryota; Fungi; Ascomycota; Eurotiomycetes; Eurotiales; Aspergillaceae
Exons: 2
Coding region: 1-327 (108 amino acids)
Source: RefSeq, a predicted model, not a curated record
AUGUCUACUCUUCAAAACCAGAACACCAAGUCUCAAGCAGUCAAGAUAGAAAGUGCUCAGACAGGACUGGCAAAACAGGAAGCCUCAAACGGUGGCAAAGAAAACGCUACACCACGUGGGUCAAAUGAUUUUGUCGGAAAUGACAGUCACUCCAAUCCCAAUGCCCUCGAGCAAGCAGAUGCACAUGAUAACUGCGAUGCUGAUUGGGAGGUAGUCAGCAGCGCCCAGUGUGGCGAAAAAGACAGCAAUCAAGUGUUCCAUGGGCAUACAGGACAUUUUAGCGUUGAUGUGGGUUGGGGUAAACGAAAAACAUCGGCUGUAUUCUAG